This is a messenger RNA of Staurois parvus, 338 nucleotides long. The record is from the annotation of a GenBank genome assembly. NCBI's taxonomy places the organism in Eukaryota, Metazoa, Chordata, Amphibia, Anura, Ranidae.
AUGACCCUGGCUAUCCUAUGACCCUGCUCCUGUCCUGUGUCCUGGCUACCUACAUUGCUCUGCUGCACAUCAGGCAUUACCCAGAACCUGCUCUGUCUGCUACUACGGUACUCAAAUCAGAGAAUACUCUGCCUACCAAGGUCAUCAUCUGCAAGAGCCGCAAGCAACAACCACUGGCGCUCUUGUCCCCCUGGUCCCUAGACUCCCUCUGUUCCAACCUCAGUGGGGUCAGGGCUAGUGACACAAGUGAGGCCGAUCUCGUCAAUUCAAUCUCCUAUCAGGUACGUGACAACUGUACUCCUCUAUCAGACAAUAUAUUAUCUGGGAUGCAGUCUAAA